AUGAGCGCUGGUGACUCGGUGGGGAAGGGGAUUAAGAUUGAGAUGGAAGACAUAGAAGAUGAAAUUCAUUUUUGGAAUUCAGCAAUGGUAAGCUAUGUGUUAGGGGCUAAUCCUCCUCUUGGAGUUUUUGAGGGAUAUGUUAAAAGAAUAUGGAGAGAUCAAGUAGAUAAGGUGGGUCUGCUUGCACAUGGCAUCUUCAUUGUUCGAUUUCAGGAUGUGGCUAUAAGGGAUCAGGUUAUAUCAGGGGGUUUCAUGUUCUUCGAUAAGAAACCUAUUAUCAUGAAACCUUGGGAUGCAUCUGUUGAUUUCAAAAAAGAAAAUGUGGAGAUUACUCCUAUUUGGGUGCAGAUCAAGGGACUUUAUCUAAAAUACUGGGGGGGAGGGGGAGAGAAGGCUUUAUUUAAGAUUCUCAGCCAAAUAGGGACUCCAGUGAUGGUGGAUCAGAUUACUAAGAGGAAAGAGAGGCUCAACUAUCCAAGAGUAAUGAUGGAGGUCCAAUUAAAACAGGAAUCUCCUAAGCUUUUAUCAUUUAUAAAUGAAAGGGAUGAGGAAGUUUCAGUUUAUGUUGAGUAUGAGUGGAAACCUACCUUAUGUGGACAUUGUAAAGGAUUGGGGCAUGGCACGGUGGCAUGUAGAAAGAAGCCAGUACAGCAGAAAACAUGGGUGGUGAAGCAGACUUUAGCGAAGGACACAAAAAUGGCAUCAUCUUGUGCACAUGAUGAGGAAGGAUUUCAACAAGUGUAG
Humulus lupulus (European hop) is the source of this 744-nucleotide messenger RNA. RefSeq lists its product as uncharacterized. The transcript has a single exon. NCBI's taxonomy places the organism in Eukaryota, Viridiplantae, Streptophyta, Magnoliopsida, Rosales, Cannabaceae. The coding region runs from base 1 to 744 and encodes 247 amino acids. The record is from RefSeq and is a predicted model, not a curated record.